Messenger RNA from Musa acuminata AAA Group (dessert banana), 2160 nucleotides. Its product is annotated as CBL-interacting protein kinase 19-like. The transcript has 2 exons. Gene Ontology annotation, molecular function: protein serine/threonine kinase activity; ATP binding. The record is from RefSeq and is a predicted model, not a curated record. Lineage: Eukaryota; Viridiplantae; Streptophyta; Magnoliopsida; Zingiberales; Musaceae. Gene Ontology annotation, biological process: signal transduction; protein phosphorylation. The coding region runs from base 371 to 1804 and encodes 477 amino acids.
UCGUAACCUACGCACGCGUCCCCCAGUGCUCACCCGUCAGUGGGGUCCAACGGAAAUGUUCGUGCGGCGAUGAAAUAAGCUUGCACCAAGUAUUGAGCCGUUAACGGUCGUCGAGGAGCGUCCGACGACUGCUUCUUUUCCGUCCCUUCCGAAUCGAAUCGGCCGUCGCCUUCUUCUUCUCCCUCGCAAAGUCACCGCCAACGCCUCUAUAUGUACCACCCCCGACUUCCACCAUUUCCCAUUUCCCAUUCUAUUGUUCUAUUUGCUUUACUCCCCAGAUUCCUUUCCCCAUCGGAGUACGAGCUCCCAAGACAAACAGGGAAGAAGAGAGCUUCGAGGUCGCCAUUGGAGGAUCAGAGCCUCCGUAUCCAUGGCAGCAGCCAGAAACCAGCCGGAUAAGCGGGCGAGGAAGGAGCCCAAGAUCCUCCUCGGACGCUUCGAGGUGGGGAAGCUCCUCGGCGCCGGGACCUUCGCCAAGGUCUACGUCGCUCGCAACGUCCGCACCGACGAGCUCGUGGCGAUCAAGGCUCUUGACAAGGAGAAGAUCGUCAGGUGGGGGCUCGUCGCGCACAUCAAGCGGGAGAUCGCCAUCCUCCGCCGCGUUCGCCACCCUUACAUCGUGGAGCUCUUCGAGGUCAUGGCCACCAAGACCAAGAUCUACUUCGUCAUGGAGUACGUCCGCGGCGGCGAGCUCUUCUCCCGCGUCGCCAAGGGCCGGCUCCGGGAAGACACCGCCCGCCGCUACUUCCAGCAGCUCAUCUCCGCCGUGGCCUUCUGCCACGCCCGCGGCGUCUUCCACCGCGACCUCAAGCCCGAGAACCUGCUGGUCGACGAGAACGGCGACCUCAAGGUCUCCGACUUCGGGCUGUCGGCCGUCGCCGAGCAGAGCCGAGGCGGCGACGGCCUGCUACAUACCUUCUGCGGGACACCAGCGUAUGUCGCGCCGGAAGUGCUGUCGAGGAGGGGCUACGACGGCUCCAAGGUCGACAUCUGGUCAUGCGGCGUUAUCCUCUUCGUGUUGAUGGCCGGAUACCUCCCGUUCCACGACCGCAAUAUCGUGGCGAUGUACAGAAAGAUCUACAAAGGCGAUUUCAGGUGCCCGCGGUGGUUCUCGCAGGACCUCGUCCGGCUUCUACGCCGCCUGCUCGACACCAACUCCCGGACCCGGAUCACGAUCCCGGAGAUCAUGGAGGAUAAGUGGUUCAAGAAAGGCUUCCGCCAUGUCCAAUUCUACAUGGACGACGACCAGCUACACACCCUGGACGAUCCCCUGCUGCAGAUCGAUGAACAGAGCGAAGCCACAACCGCGUGGGAAACCGAAUCCGACUGCUCGGUUGUCUCCUGCCCCUCGGCAUUGUCCGAUGACAGGCGGGCGGCGCGGCAGGGGAUGCCGAGGCCGCCAAGUCUCAAUGCAUUCGACAUAAUAUCCUUCUCCAGGGGAUUCGACCUCUCAGGGUUGUUCGAAGAGACCGGGGAGGAGACCAGGUUCCUGUCCAAGGAGCCCGUACCCAUCAUUAUAUCGAAGUUGGAGGAGAUCGCCAAGGUGGUGAGUUUCACAGUGAGGAGGAAGGAUUGUCGAGUGAGCUUGGAAGGCACGAGAGAAGGGGAGAGGGGGCCAUUGACAAUUGCAGCCGAGAUAUUCGAGCUCACACCAUCAAUUGUAGUGGUCGAGGUGAAGAAGAAAGCAGGAGAAAGGGAGGCAUACGAGGAGUUCUGCAACAAGGAGCUGAAACCUGGGUUGCGGCACCUCGUCUACGAGUCGAUCCACGCAACCAAAGCUGCUUCUCAACAGUGCCCUAAUUAAAAAGGAAAUGUUUAUUGAAGGCCUUUCAAUCUCAGAGCUUGGGUUGCGUGUAGCUGGUGAGGUUUUAUGAGUUACCCAUUCAUUCGAACUCGAGCACAGGCCGUUCAGGUGACCCAUUUUGAGUUACCCCGUCGGAACGAGCUCUCCAUAUCAAAGAACUACCAAGCUUUGGGAAUACUACUCGUAUGAUGUUAUAAUGUGGUAUAAUCAAUCCUUGUGAUGCUAAUUCUAAUUCAUUCAUAUGCGGAGAAUGCCUUGAUAAUUCUUUUUUUAAUGAGUGUUUCUUUUGCUAUUAAUGCUGAUUGCAUCAAUCUAUGUAAAUCCGAAGUAUUCUUAGUGUAAGGAUUUUAUAUCUG